GAAGGAUGUAAUUCGCUUUGCUCUCUCCUCAUUUUCAAGGUUCAAAGGGAAGCUGCGAGGAUUCCAAGGUCCCACCGCCCUCACAGCCAAUGAGGGGCCUGGGAGGGAGGAGCUUGGUUCAGCUUGAGCUUCUGAGAGAAUCAUUCCCGGUAGAUGCAGCGGAGUCUGAGCUCUGCUGCAUCUGUCACAGCAGAACAAAAUUAAAAACACAACAGUGGAAGAGAAACGCUGCAGACUAUGGGACGCUGUAGGACUUUCUGAAACAUUUGCUGGGGAUUUCUGUGAAGCAUGAUCUUUUAAAACGAAUUCUUUUGGAAGCCGGUUUGGGUAACUGGGAAAAUGACACAUAUGCUAAAUGCAGCAGCUGAUCGAGUGAAAUGGACCAGAUCGAGUGCUGCUAAGAGGGCUGCCUGCCUGGUGGCUGCGGCAUAUGCUCUGAAAACCCUCUACCCCAUCAUUGGCAAGCGUUUAAAGCAAUCUGGCCACGGGAAGAAAAAAGAAGCAGCUUACCCUGCUGCAGAGAACACAGAAAUACUGCAUUGCACCGAGACCAUUUGUGAAAAACCUUCGCCUGGAGUGAAUGCAGAUUUCUUCAAACAGCUACUAGAACUUCGGAAAAUUUUGUUUCCAAAACUUGUGACCACUGAAACAGGGUGGCUCUGCCUGCACUCAGUGGCUCUAAUCUCAAGAACCUUUCUUUCUAUCUAUGUGGCUGGUCUGGAUGGAAAAAUCGUGAAAAGCAUUGUGGAAAAGAAGCCUCGGACUUUCAUCAUCAAAUUAAUCAAGUGGCUUAUGAUUGCCAUCCCUGCUACCUUCGUCAACAGUGCAAUAAGGUACCUGGAAUGCAAAUUGGCUUUGGCCUUCAGAACUCGCCUAGUAGACCACGCCUAUGAAACCUAUUUUACAAAUCAGACUUAUUAUAAAGUGAUCAAUAUGGAUGGGAGGCUGGCAAACCCUGACCAGUCUCUUACGGAGGAUAUUAUGAUGUUCUCCCAAUCUGUGGCUCACUUGUAUUCCAAUCUGACCAAACCUAUUUUAGAUGUAAUGCUGACCUCCUAUACACUCAUUCAAACUGCUACAUCCAGAGGAGCAAGCCCAAUUGGGCCCACCCUACUAGCAGGACUUGUGGUAUAUGCCACUGCUAAAGUGUUAAAAGCCUGUUCUCCCAAAUUUGGCAAACUGGUGGCAGAGGAAGCGCAUAGAAAAGGCUAUUUGCGGUAUGUGCACUCGAGAAUUAUAGCCAAUGUAGAAGAAAUUGCCUUUUACAGAGGACAUAAGGUAGAAAUGAAACAACUUCAGAAAAGUUACAAAGCUUUAGCAGAUCAGAUGAACCUCAUUUUAUCCAAACGUUUGUGGUACAUCAUGAUAGAACAGUUCCUGAUGAAGUAUGUUUGGAGCAGCAGUGGACUAAUUAUGGUGGCUAUACCUAUUAUCACUGCAACUGGCUUUGCAGAUGGUGAGGAUGGCCAAAAGCAAGUUAUGGUUAGUGAACGGACAGAAGCCUUUACCACUGCUCGAAAUUUACUGGCCUCUGGAGCUGAUGCUAUUGAAAGGAUUAUGUCUUCAUACAAAGAGGUCACUGAAUUAGCAGGCUAUACUGCUCGAGUGUACAAUAUGUUUUGGGUCUUUGAUGAAGUAAAAAGAGGCAUUUAUAAGAGAACUGCUGUCAUUCAAGAAUCUGAAAGCCAUAGCAAGAAUGGAGCUAAUGUAGAAUUACCUCUCAGUGACACACUGGCAAUUAAAGGAAAAGUUAUUGAUGUGGAUCAUGGAAUUAUUUGUGAAAAUGUUCCCAUAAUUACACCAGCAGGAGAAGUGGUGGCUUCCAGGCUAAACUUCAAAGUAGAAGAAGGAAUGCAUCUUUUGAUAACUGGUCCCAAUGGUUGUGGGAAAAGUUCUCUCUUCAGAAUUCUAAGUGGGCUCUGGCCUGUGUAUGAAGGAGUCCUCUAUAAACCACCUCCUCAACAUAUGUUUUAUAUUCCACAAAGGCCAUAUAUGUCUCUUGGAAGUCUUCGGGAUCAAGUCAUUUACCCUGAUUCAGUGGAUGAUAUGCAUGAUAAAGGUUAUACAGACCAAGAUCUGGAACGUAUCCUACACAAUGUCCAUCUCUAUCACAUAGUUCAAAGAGAAGGAGGAUGGGAUGCUGUUAUGGACUGGAAAGAUGUCCUGUCAGGAGGGGAAAAGCAAAGAAUGGGCAUGGCUCGUAUGUUUUAUCAUAAACCAAAAUAUGCCUUGCUGGAUGAAUGUACCAGUGCUGUCAGCAUUGAUGUCGAAGGAAAGAUAUUUCAGGCUGCAAAAGGGGCUGGAAUUUCCUUACUCUCUAUAACACACAGGCCUUCUCUUUGGAAAUACCACACACAUUUAUUACAGUUUGAUGGUGAAGGAGGUUGGCGCUUUGAACAAUUGGACACUGCUAUCCGUUUGACAUUGAGUGAAGAAAAACAAAAGCUAGAAUCUCAGCUAGCUGGAAUUCCCAAAAUGCAGCAGAGACUCAAUGAACUAUGUAAAAUUUUGGGAGAAGACUCAGUGCUGAAAACAAUUAAAAAUGAAGAUGAGACAUCUUAAUUUGUUUUGACAUAUUUUAAAAGUUAAUUAUUAGAUAAAGGCUCAAAGACAUUCUGUUAUACUGCAUGAAGUAUGUUAAGCUAAGCACAGAGAAAAAAAGGCAGCGAGACAUGUUUUAUAAGAUUUUAGCAUUAAGGAAGUAUGUGAUCUGACUUUUCAGAAGAAAAUAAACAAAUGCAUUAUGUAAGGUCAGUCAUUAUGACUUAUACUAAUUCCUAGUGAAGGCCUAAUGCACUUGUAAAACAGGAUUUUCUAGGUGAAUUCAUGAUGAAUACCAGAUUUACUAAGUAUAUGUGGUGUGUCUGAAGUUCUUAACAAACAUGGGCGAUAUUCUGGAAAUGAAACAAGUUAAACUGAGCAGCAUUUGGGUUGAUACCAAGUGCAUAAAAUUCAAACUUUGAGUGACAUUUAGUCCAUUUACGGUUGAUAUUAGGUUUAAUAGCUAGAAUUCAAAUUGAUUAUUGCUAAUGGCCAACUAAACCUGUACAAAAUAGCUGACAGUUUUAUAAAUAAUUUCAAUAUAAAAAUUGUUUUAAUGGCAUUUGUUGAAAGAAAAAAGCAUGGCUAAAAUGUAUAAAAUGCCAUAUUUUUAAAUUUUGGACUUUAAGCAUCUUAAUGAGGGCAUAUAACAAAUUAAUUUUAGUACAAAUCUUAAAUAUUUUUAAUAAAUCCUUUCAUUUUAAAAAGAGAAUUGCCAAUACAGAAAAGGAGUAUCCAAACACUGUCUCAACCUGAUAAUUUCCUUAGCAGAAUUACCUAUUGCAACUUCUGUUCAGAAAUACACAGCUUGUUUUUUUGCCCAAGGAUGAGUCUACAUUUUAAGAACUGCAAUGGUAUAAAAGAACUUAAGGAUUCUGAGAAUCAUAGUAAUAACAUACAUUGGAAUAGUACUUUAUAAUUUACAAUCCCCAUUUACAUCAUUUCACCUUAAUGUUGAUGACAAUGUUUUGAAACAAAUACUAUUUUUCCUACUUUGCUUUUGAGAAAAUUGACACUCAGAUUUGCCCUAAUCAUGCACUUUACUUAAGGAAAGAUCGAGAAAUCAAAUGAAGUUCUCCUGACUCUCUGGUUUAGUGCUCUUUUGUUAUUAUCCUUUAAAUCAAACUGGGCUAUAAUAGCAAUAAAAGUUAGAUGAGGUGUAGAAAAUAAAGUAAAUUUCAUAAUGUUAGUCUUAUUGUUAUUUGGUUAUUGUUUACAAGAAAUGAAAAUUAAGUACAAAGUGCAAAGAUCAUUGUUCUGUGGUUUAAAAUGAAAUGAGAAAGUUAGUAAAUCAUUCAGCAACUAUGCAGUCUUACUCAAUAUUAAUGUACCUCUAAGGCAUUAGCAAUGAGAAGGGAAAAUAAUUAUGGUUUUGGUAAAUUUAAUAUUUAUUGAACAUAAUGAGAAAUAAUCUAUAUGGACUAGUCAUAUGAAAUAGAUUUUAUUCUAUUUGUGUGCACUGGAGCUGGAAAGCCAAGACUGAAACUUUAUCUCUUGCUGCCUAUGAUACCACGUUGAUAUACCAGAAGAAUAUUGGAAUGAUCAGUUGUUAGUCGCCUAGGAUUUUAUUUGCCUGUUGAGACACAGCCAUAAUAGAUGUUAAGUCUGUGAUUCUUAGACUUUUCAGGUGAUAGAGUACCUGGAAGUCAUUCAUAAUGAUCAUUAUAGAACAUCAUAACAUUUCUACAUUUUCAAUUCUGCCAUGAUAGCUAGUGCAUUUUUAAUUUUCAAUAAAUGUAACCAACUUACAUGAAGGAAUGCAAUAUAAAAUUAUAAUCAGUACAUUUGUCCAACAUUUUCAUUAGUAUUAUCACCUACUUAUUCACCAGUUACUAAUAUUUCCUGUUAGAAAAGUGAGACAGGAAUUAAAGAUUCUUUUUAAGAAGCAUGGAACCAAAACUUAAACUUGCUAAAACUUAUUCAUUAAUCUUUUCUACAUAAGUGAUUAUCCGGUUUAUACUGCUACAAGGGCAAAAGUCUGAGGCAAGUGUUUUAAGUUAACUUUUAAAGGUACAAGAAGAAAAUGAAAAAUCCUCAUGUGAAAGAUGUGUAUAAUUUUCAUGCCUUAAUUUUCAUAAUAUAAAAAUAAAACAUAAUUUUAAAACAACCUGAUAAUUUUGUUUUGAAACAUUGAAAAGAAUGCCAAAACAAAUAUUAGAUUUGUAAUUAGUCAUUAUUUAAUAUAUUUUACCCAUGAGCUAAAGCAAAAAAGACUCAUUAUUUAUGAUGCACAGGAUUCAAAGAUGCCUAAAAUUCUGUAUUAAAAACUAUGUACACUGUAAUUUAAAUGUUAAAGUUCUAAUAUGCACGUUUUCCAUGAGCUUUUUGUGCCUAUUUGUUUUCUGAAUUUAUUUUUCAGGACCAAUAUCCUUAACUUGGAGGGGAAAACAUCUCUGAUUUGAACUUGUAUUUAUGUACCAUUUAAUUGUUUCCAAAUGGUCCAAUGGGUAUACCAUAUUUUACUACUCUUAUAUUUUACAGAAAACAUGAAAAAGACUGAGAAACUAGCCAUUUUUGAAUACAGCAAGGGAUAGAUGAGGAAAGGAAAAAAGAAAGAAUAUUUCAAGUUUCAAACUACUUUUACCAUGUUAUAUCUAUUUGCCCAAACGUUUGACAUAUUUUUGGUCAAACAAAAAGCUAUAAGUUUAUGGAGCUUGAGUUUAAAAUGUGCAUUCUUUAGGUUAACUCUUAAACUUGAAAAAUAAGUUGGAUUCUAUGAAAACGUUGCAUUAUAUUUCUACAGCAUGUAAUGUUAUGCCAAGCAUGAGUCUAAAACAGUUUGUGUUCUUGUAAGCAGGAUAAUGUGUAAUAAUCCCUCUCAAAUAAUCUCAAGAAGAAUGAUAUACCUUAAAACUCAAUACAAAUUUACAUUUGUUUACAGUGGGAAUGGUUUUCUCUUGAUAGAAAUUUGGUUUUUGUCUCAAGUUUUGGUCUGUCAGUAAAGGCAUAAAUGAAUAUCCUAGUUUUUAUUUGAAACAUUGGUUCCAAGUAUAGUUUCAUAUUUGGCAAUAGAUUCAGCCUAUUCUAAUAUGUUUGGAAUAGCUUUUUGAUUCAAUAAGUCUAGAAAAAUCUGUUACACAUUGAAACCCAAGUCCAGAGAAUGUUACACACUUCUGAUAUAUGCAUAAAAUGAUGGUAAAGGUUAUUAAAUCAUUGAUUUAAAAAGAUGACUUUGAUAUAAUUACUUUAUGGGCAAAAUUGUCCUCAUUUAGAAGUGAAAAGUACUUUCACACAGCCUAGGCUAUUUACAGUUCUGAUUAUAUACAUUUAGAUAUGUUGAAUAUGUUUUGGGGUUGUACUUCUAAUGUUUGCCACAUGAGCGCCGUCAGGUGGAUGUAUAAAAUAUUUUUUUAAAAACCAAUUUCUUCUUCAUUGUUGAUGCUUUUCCUGACUACCAAGUUCAGGGCUGGUUUACAUUUCAUAUUGUGAAAUUUUCAAAACCAAUGGUCUAUUUAUAAGCCAGAAUUGUAUUAAUGAAAAUGAAUGAGAAAAAUGUCCUUAAAGGUAAAAAUCAUUAUGCAGCUAAAUGAGAUUGUGGCUGUGUGUGAGUACAUUAUAAUAUAAUUUCCAUCUGAUGUGUAUUUACUUGAACUCAUCAUUCCUUAUGAAUUCCUUACCCAUUAAGAAAAAGACUAGAUUAAUCAAAGGAAUUACAAAUUAUUCCAUUUUUACAAAAUACCCUGUUUCUAUACUGUAAAUGGCCAUGUUGGGUAUAUGUCUAUAUACACCUUACUUAUACAUUGUAUUGUAUAUAACCAUGUGUAGAACUAUAGACAAUAGUCACCAAAUAGUUAUUUAAAUAUUAAUUUUCUUUAUUAAUACAACACAUUUAUUAAGUAUCUACCUAUGCCAGGCACUGUGCUAAGUUCUAUUACUAAAUAAAAUUUGGUCCCUGUCCGAAGAUGCUUGUGACCAUUGAAAAUUAGGAAAAUGAAUGCCCUCAGUCAGACAAAAAGUCAACAGCUGGAUUUAUUAUUAGUAUUUACCAAGUAGGCACAAAUCAUUGCAUUUACAGACUUCACCAAAUCUUUGUAGGGUAUAGACAAAAUGCUAAUUUAAUAAAAGAGGAAAAUGAGGAGAGAAAGGUUAAGUAAUUAAUCCAACCUCAUACAAUACCCAAACUAUAGAGCUGAAAUUUGACAUGAGCAAUAUUUGAUUAUAAAGCCUAUGCAAGUCCGCAUAACCUUCUUUUAAUUAGUUUAGGUCGUUUUUCAUUGUUACUAUUUUUAACAUAAAUAUUAAGUAUAAUUUUUACUGACUCAAGGUUUCUGAUUAACCAAACAGAUAGAUGCACUUUUCAUCUAAAAAGGGAACUUAUGUUACACUUUAUAUUUGUAUUUUUUUUAUUUUAAAUUAUGGGUGUGGUCCUAUGGGAGAGGGAGAAUAUAAGGCAAAUUUUCAAAAGUUUUGAGGCCCUGGUUGUCAUUAUUCAUUCACUGAUUCAGUAAAUACUUGUUGACACUCCCAUGUACCAGUUGCUGUGCUAGGGAUUCAGAGAUUAACAAGACAGUCCUUGUCAGAGCCCUCAUGAAAUAUUUUACUAUAUCAAUAUUAAACAAAUGUAUGCCUGUUAGAUGUUGUGGCUCCAUAUAAAUGACUUACUUGUUUUGUAGUAUCUUCUCAGCUCUUGUAUUUUCUAUCUAAGACCACUCUGCUGCAAUUUAAGUGAUAAGCAUAUUCUGGCAGCAGGAUUCCCUCAAUAAUACACUUUUGGGCUUCACAAUCUUCAUGAUCUUUAACUUGGGCUAUUACAAGUUCCAAUAAAACCAGUCCAUAGGACUAUAUCAUCCUUCACCAGUAGAUGGUCCUACGUAUUUAGCAUGUUGUCUUGAAACCUAAGAAACAGCUUCUCAAGUUCAGAUCAUGUAAAACGAGCCAGUUUUAUACAUUCAAAGGUAAGUCUCGUAUGUUACCACAAAAUACAGAUAAACAUAGCAGGAAAGUUCUAAAAAGCAAAAGAAAAAUAAACAAUUAUAGUUGUAUAAUAAGAAUUCCAAAGUUAAUAAUAUUUAAAGUUACAUAAUUUGUCUCAGUACUUGUGACCCAAUAUAGAAACAAAAAGAUUAAGUAUUCACUUAUGAGUUUUUAUGUGAUUUAAUAUUAUACCUAAAAACAGAUUGUAUAGCAAUGAAGCAAUGAAAUAUUGAUAAACAUGAAAUAAUAUUAACUUGGCUAUAUCAUUUAAUUUUAGUCAGUUUAAUCCAUAUAAAUAAGGGGUAACCUUAUAUAUGAAGUAUAUUUAAUUUGUACAUAUUAAAUAUAUUAAAUUUAAUUAAAAUGCAUUGGACCUACAAACAUAUAAAACUAAAAAAUUUUCUGAUGACUCACCUGGGAAGGUGCAAAAGAAGUCUUAUAAUCAGGUGACAUCUUAUGGAAAGCUAAUAUAAUGAGACCUUUUUCAAUAUGCAGAUGCUGAUAUUUCCAGAGUGACAAAGACCGAUGAAGCAUUGUCAAAGUCCCCUUUUUUAGGCUAGCUCAUUGUUUAUAUGAGACAAGUUUCUAAGACUCACAUAGGUAGGGUAUAGAUAAAUGAGGUUAAUGUAGAUCCAAGCAGCUACAGAUGCUCCUUGACUUAAGAGGGGGUUACAUUUUGAUAAACACAUAGUAAGUUGAAAAUACCAUAAAUCAAUAGUACAUUUAAUAUACCUAACCUGCCAAACGUCAUAGUUUAGUCUCGCCUACCUUAAACGUGCUCAGUUGCAUUACAUUAGCCUACAGGUGGGCAAAAUCAUCUAGCAUCAUAGUGCACUGUAGAGUAUUAGUUGUUUACCCUUCUGAUCAGUGGCUGACUGGGAACUGAGGCUCACUGAUGCUGCCUAGCAGUGCAAGAGAGUAUCAUACUGCAUAUCUCUGGCCCAGGAAAAGAUCAAAGUUCAAAAUUGGAAACUGGAAGUACAGUUUCUACUGGAUGCAUAUCACUUCCACACAAUGGCAAAGUUGAAAAAUCAUAGGUCAAACUCUCAUAAGGCAGGGACCUUCUAUACAUAUAUUUUACUACAACCUAACACACAUACACGUAUGAACAUGCACAUACACACACACACAACCCCUUAGAAGUUUAUUACAAAGCAGCAUAAAUAUUUUGAGGACUUAAGUUACUGAAUUCUUUUUUAUUUUGGUAAAAAACACAUAACAUAAAAUUUACCAUCUUUAACAUUUUUAUGUGUACAGUUCAGUAAUGUUAACUAUAUUCAUAUUGUUGUGAAGCAGAUGUUCAGAACUUUAUCUGGCAGAUCUGAAACUCUAUGUCCAUUAAACUCUCCUUUUUCUCCAACCCCUAGUUCCAAGUAACCACCAGUCUACUUUCUGUUUCUAUGAAUUUGACAACUUUGGAUACAUUAUAUAAGUGGAAUUAUACAGUAUUUGCUUUUUUGUGACUGGCUUAUUUCAUUUAGCAUGAUGUCCACAAGAUUCCUCCAUGUUGUAGCAUGUGAUAGAACUUCCUUCCUUUUUAAAGCUGAAUAACCGUCCUGUACAUGUAUAUACCAUAUUUUGCCUAAUCAUUUACUUGGGUUGCUUCAGCCUCUUGGCUAUUGUGAAUAGUGCUGUGUGAAUAUGGUUGUACGAUUAUCUCUUUGAGACCAUGUUUUCAGUUCUUUUGGAUAUAUACCUAGAAGUGAAUUGCUGAGUUUUUAUUUGUGUGUGUGUGGAAUCUCCAUCCUGUUUUUCCUAGCUGCUGCACUAUUUUACAGUCCUACUAACAGUGCACAAGGGCUCCAAUUUCUCCACAUCCUUACCAGCACUUGUUAUUUUCUACUUUUUGUAUAGGAGUCAAUCUAAUGAGUCUGAUGUGAUAUCUCACUGUAGUUUUGAUUUGCAUUUCUCUCAUGAUUAGUGAUAUUGAGCAUCCUUUCAUAUGUUGUUGGUCAUUUGCAUAUCAUCUUUAGACAAAUGUCUUUUCAAGCCUAAGCCUGAAAAAAUUUUUUUUUAAUUAAAACUUGUUUCAUGGUAUUUAAGGCCCA
Messenger RNA from Gorilla gorilla gorilla (western lowland gorilla), 9503 nucleotides. It is a transcript of the gene ABCD2, whose product is annotated as ATP binding cassette subfamily D member 2. Gene Ontology annotation, biological process: long-chain fatty acid import into peroxisome; peroxisome organization; fatty acid beta-oxidation. Gene Ontology annotation, cellular component: peroxisomal membrane. The record is from RefSeq and is a predicted model, not a curated record. The transcript has 10 exons. Lineage: Eukaryota; Metazoa; Chordata; Mammalia; Primates; Hominidae. Gene Ontology annotation, molecular function: ATP binding; ABC-type transporter activity; long-chain fatty acid transmembrane transporter activity. The coding region runs from base 340 to 2562 and encodes 740 amino acids.